Messenger RNA from Aureococcus anophagefferens, 207 nucleotides. RefSeq lists its product as hypothetical. Gene Ontology annotation, molecular function: peptidyl-prolyl cis-trans isomerase activity. The record is from RefSeq and is a predicted model, not a curated record. The annotation marks the transcript as partial. NCBI's taxonomy places the organism in Eukaryota, Pelagophyceae, Pelagomonadales, Pelagomonadaceae. The transcript has a single exon.
GGCUCGUUCUGCAUCAUCGACUACACGGGCUUCCUGCCGAGCGGCGAGGUCUUCGACUCGACGGAGAAGAAGGGCGGCAAGCCCCUCGCCUUCCGCCUCGGCGACAAGCAGGUCAUCGUCGGCAUCGAGCAGGUCGUAUCGCAGAUGAAGCCGGGCGAGGAGGUCCAGGCUUUGGUGCCCGCGGAGCUCGCCUACGGCGAGAAGGGC